Molecule: messenger RNA, 2883 nt
Organism: Mesocricetus auratus (golden hamster)
Lineage: Eukaryota; Metazoa; Chordata; Mammalia; Rodentia; Cricetidae
Gene: Tab1
Product: TGF-beta activated kinase 1 (MAP3K7) binding protein 1
Exons: 11
Coding region: 54-1562 (502 amino acids)
Biological process (GO): protein dephosphorylation
Cellular component (GO): cytosol
Molecular function (GO): protein serine/threonine phosphatase activity
Source: RefSeq, a predicted model, not a curated record
UAGCCACCCAUUUCGCUACUCGGAGAGACUGGCGCGCCGCGGGGUCCUCCAAGAUGGCGGCGCAGAGGAGGAGCCUGCUCCAGAGUGAGCAACAGCCGAGCUGGACUGAUGACCUGCCGCUCUGUCAUCUCUCAGGAGUCGGCUCAGCUUCCAACCGCAGCUAUUCUGCUGAUGGUAAGGGCACCGAGAGCCACCCUCCUGAGGACAACUGGCUCAAGUUCAGAAGUGAAAACAACUGCUUCCUGUAUGGGGUCUUCAAUGGCUAUGACGGCAACCGGGUGACCAACUUUGUGGCCCAGAGACUCUCUGCAGAGCUCCUGCUGGGCCAGCUCAACACGGAACACACUGAGGCUGAUGUGCGGCGGGUCCUGCUGCAGGCCUUCGAUGUGGUAGAGAGGAGCUUCCUGGAGUCCAUUGAUGAUGCCUUGGCUGAGAAAGCAAGCCUCCAGUCCCAGCUGCCAGAGGGUGUGCCCCAGCACCAGCUGCCCCCUCAGUAUCAGAAGAUCCUUGAGAGGCUCAAGGCACUGGAGAGGGAGAUUUCAGGAGGGGCCAUGGCCGUUGUGGCAGUCCUUCUCAACAACAAGCUCUAUGUCGCCAAUGUCGGUACAAACCGGGCCCUUCUGUGCAAGUCUACAGUGGAUGGGUUACAGGUGACACAGCUGAAUGUGGACCACACCACGGAGAACGAGGACGAGCUCUUUCGUCUGUCACAACUGGGUUUGGAUGCAGGAAAGAUCAAGCAGGUGGGCAUCAUCUGUGGACAGGAGAGCACCAGGCGCAUCGGAGAUUACAAAGUCAAAUAUGGCUACACUGACAUUGACCUGCUCAGUGCUGCCAAGACCAAACCCAUCAUUGCAGAGCCAGAGAUCCAUGGUGCCCAGCCUCUGGAUGGCGUGACAGGCUUCCUGGUGUUGAUGUCCGAGGGACUCUACAAGGCCCUGGAGGCAGCCCACGGGCCAGGGCAGGCCAACCAGGAGAUUGCAGCAAUGAUUGACACCGAAUUUGCUAAGCAGACCUCCCUGGAUGCAGUGGCCCAGGCUGUGGUGGAUCGUGUAAAGCGUAUCCACAGUGAUACCUUUGCCAGUGGCGGGGAGCGUGCCAAGUUCUGCCCACGGCAUGAAGACAUGACCCUGCUGGUGAGGAACUUUGGCUACCCGUUAGGUGAAAUGAGCCAGCCUACGCCGACCCCAGCCCCAGGGGGCCGUGUGUACCCUGUUUCUGUGCCCUACUCAAGUGCCCAGAACACCAGCAAGACCAGUGUGACACUCUCCCUCGUCAUGCCUUCUCAGGGCCAGAUGGUCAAUGGUUCUCACAGUGCCUCCACUCUGGACGAAGCCACUCCUACCCUCACUAACCAGAGCCCCACCCUGACCCUCCAGUCCACCAACACACACACGCAGAGCAGCAGCUCCAGCUCCGAUGGAGGCCUCUUCCGCUCCAGACCUGCCCACUCACUCCCACCUGGUGAGGACGGCCGUGUGGAGCCCUAUGUGGACUUCGCUGAAUUUUACCGUCUCUGGAGUGUAGACCAUGGCGAGCCGAGUGUGAUGACGGCACCUUAGUCUAGCCUCAGAGCGCAGCCUUGGCAGGACUUUGUAGGCACAGAAGGCUAAUGCUAAGGCAGGACAAACUUCUUGACCUUUGCAGGUGCCAUGGAAUCAGUGGGCAACGAGUCAUUGGUGCUGUAGGUUCUGUCCCACAGCUCUGGGUGGUAGCCUGAGUGCAGGCUGCAUUGCUGGUCCACACAGGAGGCUGGAGGCCAAACCACAGGCAUCCUUAGACAGGGAAGCUGCAGGUGGCUGGCAAACCAUCAAGAGUGCCUCCUGACGUAUUCAAAGAAUAGCAAGAAGCUGACCUGUGGACCCCCAACUGCCACAGAUCUGACAGACACUCCUCCCUCAAGUGGCCUCCCCGCCUCAACCUCCCCAGGAAUAGCCUGUGACCUCUGCUAGUGCUCUCUGCCUCCAGAUGGCUUUCCCCUUUCCAUCUUUCAGGCUAAACUCCUAGAUCCAGAGUAGGGGACGCCUGGAAUGUGUGCCUGUCCCUAGUUCUCCCUGGAAAAGCCAAGGAAACAGUGGGGCCUAGAGCAGCCACAGGGGAGCAGGACAGGGAAGGACCAGAGAGAGCUGGCCAAGGAAUACCAGUCCCAGGCUAUAGGACAGCCAGCUGGCAGCUGAGCUAACCCAGGGAGCAGGCUUCCCAUUGGGGUGCAAAUGGUGAGGGCAGGCCAAGUCUGAAGGAAAUGCCCACCAGCCUUCCUCCCAGCUGGUACUGCGGAGACUGAGGGGGUACUGAGUGCAGCAGCCUUCAUGAUGAAGCUGGUUGGCUGUGGGCUCUGCUGAGAGGAGAGGAUAUGACAAUGCUUGUGGACAUGAAGGGAAAGACGGUGCUGGUCAGGCCCUGAGUUGGACCAGUUGACACAAGUUUCCCACCUUCAAUCAGGAGGACUACCACAUGGCUGCCUGCAGCAUGGCCGCCCCAUGCUCAGAGGAGGAAGCAGGCCAUGGUGCUCCCUUGCCUGAGCCCUGCCAUCAGUACUGGAGUCCGAGCUCAAAUCUGUGGCCUUGUAACUGUGGUGUUCCACAAUCCCUUUCCCAGUAUGUCCAGCCGCUGGGCAAAGUGUCCAGUGUCUCCUGUUGGCAAAGGCCAGUUCAGAGCAGUGCUCGCUUAGACUCCAUUUCCCUAAAGUGAGGCUGCACACUCAGUGCCAAGGAGAACCUGGGAUUCCUGGGGGAGCGAAGGGGAGCACAAAAGCAGGGGAGAAGCCUUCCUUGCUGCUCUCCACUAGGAAGCACAGAGACUUGGGACAAAGGAGUCUCUCCAGGAAAGUGGUGCUGUUUGUUCUCCAGAAAUAGAACCAUGUUCCUAAUGCAGUAAACUAAA